CCUCCUCUGGCGGGUGUGCAGACUGCUGGGAGUUGGCUCCGCUCGACUGUUCUCAGUCUGCAGAGACUCUUCCCCGUUGUGUGCCCAGCUCGGCUCCGCAAUGCCGGUGGACCUCAGCAAGUGGUCCGGGGCUUUGAGCCUGCAGGAAGUGGACGAGCGGCCGCAGCAUCCGCUGCAGGUUAAAUACACCGGGACAGAGAUCGACGAGCUGGGCAAAGUGCUGACGCCCACCCAGGUUAAGAACCGGCCCACCAGUAUUGCGUGGGAUGGCCUUGAUCCUGGUAAACUCUACACCUUGGCCAUGACAGAUCCAGACGCUCCCAGCAGGAAGGACCCCAAGUACAGGGAAUGGCACCAUUUUCUGGUGGUCAACAUGAAGGGCAAUGACAUCAGCAGUGGCACAGUCCUCUCCGAUUAUGUCGGCUCUGGGCCUCCCAAGGGCACAGGCCUUCACCGCUAUGUCUGGCUGGUUUAUGAGCAGAACGGGCCACUGAAGUGUGACGAGCCCAUCCUCAGCAACCGAUCCGGAGACCACCGUGGCAAAUUCAAAGUGGCAUCUUUCCGCAAAAAGUACGAGCUUGGGCCCCCACUGGCCGGCACGUGUUACCAGGCGGAAUGGGAUGACUAUGUGCCCAAACUCUAUGAGCAGCUCUCUGGGAAGUAGGGGAAUGCCAGGAGAUAGAAACCAUCCUGGAAACCUCAAGCAGUAUUCUCAAGUUCAGUGAUGCAUGUAGAUUUCUCUGCUUCCCCGUUCCCAUUCUCACAGGUGAGGCCUGAGCAAUCAGGUAGUGGUUUAGAGUGACCUUUCCUUCUGUCUGUCCUUUAUAAUUCUAGAGGGUCACACUGCCCAUUUAUGUUUUGGUCAAAUUUGAACUCCAUUUUGGGGGAUAUUUUGGUACUGUGUUGGGCUCAUCAAAUUGUUACUAUAAGAAUAGCAAUUCAGAAUUUUAAGAAAUAAAAAUUGAGGUAAAAAGACCAGGUCUUUGGUAGUAGAGCAGAGUGUCAAAGAAUCUUUAAGGUAAAAAAAAAUAAAAAAAUAAAAAGAUUGAUUGCCUCUGCCUUUGCGAGCCUGAGUCCGGAAUUGUGCAUGAUGGCACUUCUGGGUCGUGUUUUCACGACCGUGUUUCUCACCAAGACAGCCCGAGGCUGGUGUGUCCACGAAUCCCCAUGGUACAUCUCAGACUGUUUACUAGGGGUCAGUGUUCUGCUCUGGCUCCUUGGAAGAGCAGUACUGGAACAAGCAAUAGGAAGAGUGGCUUUGCGGUUAAGGCACAGCCAUCUAGAUGCGCUGCAGGGCUGGGUGAGGGGUUGUCAGAAACCCCGAGGUCUGUGUCUGUUGAACUGGUCACUCUCUGUGGAAAAGCCGAUCUGGAGUUGCGGAAUAUUGUGUUAAUUCUGCUGUUUGCUUAUAGUUGAAUAAAAAUAAAAACAUUGCGUGGAUGA
Lontra canadensis (Northern American river otter) is the source of this 1443-nucleotide messenger RNA. It is a transcript of the gene PEBP1, whose product is annotated as phosphatidylethanolamine binding protein 1. The transcript has 4 exons. Bases 101 to 664 code for a protein of 187 amino acids. Gene Ontology annotation, biological process: negative regulation of MAPK cascade. NCBI's taxonomy places the organism in Eukaryota, Metazoa, Chordata, Mammalia, Carnivora, Mustelidae. The record is from RefSeq and is a predicted model, not a curated record.